CCAACGGCUUUAACGGCAAAAUGCGAGAGUACUCUCCAGUUGAAAUAGAGUUUGUCAGAGCAUUCGCGCUGUCUAUAAAUACGACGAGUCUCCCUCCGUGAAUCAGUCAUUGAGCAGACUUUAUCACAUAGUCAUUGCAACUCAAUAUUCUCGACAAAUUUGAAGAACUGAAGAUCGAUAAUCGACAAUGUCGUCCCCAUUGUACAAAAAAGCUCUCAUUAUUGGAGCCACCUCCGGAAUCGGUGAGGCUCUAGCGAUCAAAUUGAUCUCUCAUGGAAGCCAAGUGGUGCUGGUUGGUCGACGACAAGAACGACUCGACAACCUCGUCAAGCGGCUUGGAUCAGACAAGAGCUCAGCUAUGCAAUUUGACAUCUUGAAGCUGCAGGAUAUCUCCACAUUCGCGUCAAAAGUCACCACCGAACAUCCUGAUAUUGAUGCCAUUAUUCUGAAUUCUGGUAUCCAGCGAUCGAUUAAUUUCGCCAAGCCAGAAACCGUUGAUAUGAGCGUGGUACAGGAGGAGUUGACUACGAAUUAUACUAGUAUCAUACAUCUCACAAUGGCAUUCCUGCCAUUCUUACAAGCCAAAAAGACGACCACCCACCUCGUCUAUAUCAGUGCUACAUUGGGGAUCAUCCCAACCGUGCUACGCACUGGAGGAUACAACGCUUCCAAGGCUGCUCUGCACCAUUGGAUACUUGUCUUCCGGGAACAACUCAGACAACAACCCGACAAUCGUGUCAAGGUAGUCGAAGUCUUCCCACCAGCAGUACAGACCGAAUUACACGAUGAGCGACACCAACCCGACUUAAAAGAUGGCGGCAAGAUUGGUAUGCCUUUGCAAGAGUUCAUCGACCAGACAUAUGAAGAAUUGCUCAAGGGCGAUGAGCAGUUUGGUAUUGGUAUGGCCAAAGCAACUAUUGAUGGAUGGGAGAAAGAACGAGUGAAGCUUUUUCAUCAUCAAGUCCCUGUUGUGACAAAUGCCCUGAAGCAGUUCCUGAAUUAUAUAUCCUAUCACGUGGGUGUUGGGUCCAAAUCGGCACCAGGCGACCCGCAUUACACAAUGACGACAACAUCCCCGCAAUAUCUUACAGGCAACCCCGCCGCCUUGAAUGAGUUCAUCGAUCGUUUUGAUACAUUUCUCUUUGACUGCGAUGGCGUGCUUUGGUCCGGCGACCAUACAUUUCCAGGCACAGCUGAGACGUUGGAAUUGUUGCGAAGUAGAGGAAAACAGGUCGUUUUCGUCACCAAUAACAGCACGAAAUCACGAGCAGACUAUAAAAAGAAACUCGACGGACUAGGUAUCCCGAGCAAUGUCGAGGAAAUCUUCUCGUCAUCCUACAGUGCCUCAAUCUACAUCUCGCGCAUCCUCAAACUCCCCGCAGAUAAGCCCAAAGUCUUCGUUAUCGGCGAAACCGGUAUCGAGCAAGAACUCCGAAACGAAAAUGUCCCUUUUAUCGGCGGCACCGACCCUACGCUUAGACGAGAUCUCGUACCAGAAGAUUAUAAGUUAAUGGCAAACGGUGACCCGUCUCUCCUCGACCCCGAAGUUGGUGUUGUCCUUGUCGGACUCGAUUUUCAUAUAAAUUACCUCAAAUUAGCGCUGGCAUUCCAAUACAUUCGUCGUGGGGCAGUGUUUUUGGCAACGAAUAUCGAUAGCACGUUACCCAAUCAAGGGUCAUUAUUCCCCGGUGCUGGAUCGAUGAGUGCGCCCUUGAUUAUGAUGUCUGGUAAAGAGCCGACUGCUCUCGGAAAACCCAGUCAGGCUAUGAUGGAUGCUAUUGAAGGGAAAUUCCAAUUUGAUCGCAACCGUACGUGCAUGGUUGGCGAUAGGACGAAUACCGAUAUUAGGUUCGGUAUUGAAGGGAAAUUGGGGGGCACGCUGGCUGUCUUGACGGGCGUGUCUACCAAGGAUGAUGUUUUGAAUGGGCUCCUGAGGCCGGCUGCUUAUGUUGAUAAGUUGAGUGAUUUAUUGGGCGCAAAGGAGUAG
This is a messenger RNA of Talaromyces stipitatus ATCC 10500, 1987 nucleotides long. Its product is annotated as 4-nitrophenylphosphatase. Lineage: Eukaryota; Fungi; Ascomycota; Eurotiomycetes; Eurotiales; Trichocomaceae. The record is from RefSeq and is a predicted model, not a curated record. Gene Ontology annotation, molecular function: alkaline phosphatase activity; phosphoglycolate phosphatase activity. The transcript has 7 exons. The coding region runs from base 188 to 1987 and encodes 599 amino acids.